AUGAAUUUCCUUUCUAAUUUAGCCGAUUCUAUUCCCGUGGUUGGACAUGUCAAGGGAGUCAUCCAUUACGCAGCUGGAGAUACUGAAGACGGCACCAAUGCCAUGUACCAAGCCACCAGAACUACUGCAGUCUUAGGAGCUGGUGCUGUUGGAUCUCUCGCGGGUCCUGGAGGAGCUGUAGUAGCUGCUAUGUAUGCUGGUGCAAUUAUAGACGGUGUCGCUUCUGUAGCCAUGGAUAAACCACAAGGAUUGGUCAAAGGGUUCAAAAAUAUAGCAGAAGAUCUAAAUAAAGGAAAAAAUCCAAUAGGUUCAAUAGCAAGAACAGGAUUUCAAGUGGGAAUAGAUGGAAUAGGUGGUUUUGGAAUUGGUGGCGUUUCUAGUGCAGCGAGUCAAGUUUCAGGGAAAGCUAUAGCGAAAGGUGUGGAAAACUUUGCGAAGACUGCAGUCAAGAUUGUUGGAGAAAAGGUCAUUCAGAAAACUGUGAAGAUAAAGGGAGAAGAAGUUGUAAAGACGGUGAAGAAGACUGUUACGGAAAAGGCAGUAAAGAAGGUUAUAGAAUAUGUCGCGGUUCAAGCAGAGUUUGCUUUGGUAUCUGCUCAUAUUUGUAUGCAAGCUGAUGAAAGAACUAAGGAAGAAAAAAGAGUAAACGAGCUAGAGAUGAUUUUGAUGAUGGUAAAGAUAACUGAUGAAGACGAAGACGUGACAGAGAACGACGUGAGAGUGAAGAAAGAGAACGGCAUGCGAGAGAAGAAAGAGAAUGGCGUGAAAGAGAAGAAAGAUAACGGCAUGCGAGAGAAGAAUGAGAACGGCUUGCGAGAGAAAAACGACAAGAACAAGAACGACGUGCUAGAGAACAACAGUAACAACGAGCUAGAGAAUAACAGUAACAACGAGCUAGAGAUCAACAGGAACAACGAGCUAGAGAACAACAGGAACACCGUGUUGAAAAACAAUAGAAACAACGAGCUAGAGAACAAAAGAAACAACGUGUUAGAGAACAACAGGAAUAACGUGUUAGAGAACAACAAGGACAACGAGUUAGAGAAGAACAAGAACAACGAUCUAAAUAAAAAUAGGAACAACGUGCUAGAGAACACCAGGUACAACGAACUAGAGAACAACAGGAACAACGUGUUAAAGAACAACAGGAACAACGAGCUAGAGAACAACAAAAACAACGUGUUGGAGAACAACAGGAACAACGUGUUAGAGAAUAACAGGGACAACGUGUUAGAGAACAACAAGAACAACGAUCUAAAUAACAACAGGAACAACGAGAUAGAGAACAACAGGAACAAAGAGAUAGAGAACAACCGGGACAACGUGCUAGAGAACACCAGGUACAACGAGCUAGAGAACAACAGGAACAACGAGCUAGAGAACAACAGUAACAACGUGUUAGAGAACAACUGCAACAACGAGUUAGAGAACAAG
This is a messenger RNA of Brenthis ino (lesser marbled fritillary), 1434 nucleotides long. NCBI's taxonomy places the organism in Eukaryota, Metazoa, Arthropoda, Insecta, Lepidoptera, Nymphalidae. The record is from the annotation of a GenBank genome assembly.